This is a messenger RNA of Aspergillus mulundensis, 843 nucleotides long. RefSeq lists its product as uncharacterized. The transcript has 3 exons. The coding region runs from base 1 to 843 and encodes 280 amino acids. The record is from RefSeq and is a predicted model, not a curated record. NCBI's taxonomy places the organism in Eukaryota, Fungi, Ascomycota, Eurotiomycetes, Eurotiales, Aspergillaceae.
AUGCCUGCUGCUCAGCAGAAAAGUGAACUGCAGAAAAAGCGAAGGGCUCGCCGCCAGAAGCUCAGUGCGAUCUUCGACGCCCUGGACCGAUUCGGCUCGCGUUUGUCAGCGGCCGACCUCAAGGAACUGGGCAUCCGCCAUGAGAAGGAGAUGUCCCUAGACGGCAACGACGGACCGAAAUUCUUCUCUGCCUAUUGCGAUGUCCUUAACAAGCCAGCGCCUGGAGUUCUCGACAACUACAUCUCCUUCGACCCAAAGCACGGUGGGAAGCCCUACUACAACGCCCAGGCUCUAGCGAGCUACUUCACCUAUUAUUCCGCUCGAUGCGAUUGUCCCAACGAAGACAUCUCACCGGCAGGUAUUUGUUAUGCGGACUACGGAGAUCACAACUUCGGUGCAUUGAUGGACCUCACGUUCGGCCGCAGGUGGGGGGUGAAGGCGACUUGGCACAUGCCGGACCGCGAAGCCCCUCACAUGGUGGUUGCCAUGUUCAGCGAGAUGGCCGAGGGAAUCGAGGACGCGUUGUUUCACGGCGAGGUCAAAACAACCAUUCGUGUCAUGCACGGACGGUUGAAGAAGGCGUCUCUUCGAUCGAACCUUUUUGCUCCGGUCCUGAUAUUCUCCGCGAUCGGCGAGCACCAUCUCCGAGUCAUCGAGGCCUACCAUGACGGCAAGGAGCUUGUUAUGCGCACCACUAAGCUCUUCGAUCUGGGUCAGCGGGAUGAUGAUCUCCUGGUCACUUUGUCCAAAUGGCAUCUGGGCGGAGCUAGUGCGAAGUCCACGAAGUCGCCUGAGUCUGAUUCCUUGGACAUUGGCGUUGCGGAGACGCGCACGAUAUCGUGA